Ornithorhynchus anatinus (platypus) is the source of this 4330-nucleotide messenger RNA. RefSeq names its product chromosome 18 C20orf27 homolog (gene ADISSP). The record is from RefSeq and is a predicted model, not a curated record. The transcript is spliced from 6 exons. NCBI's taxonomy places the organism in Eukaryota, Metazoa, Chordata, Mammalia, Monotremata, Ornithorhynchidae. The coding region runs from base 187 to 714 and encodes 175 amino acids.
AAUCGAGCCCAGCCGAACCGAACCGAGCCCAGCCGAACCCAGCCGAGCCGCGCACAGGUGCUUCUGCGGGUCUGUGUAGGGCUCUCUGUGGGUCGCUGGGAGGGUCUCCUCAGAGCAUGGCCUGGUACUGAGAGUGCUCACAACAUUUCACCAGCAGAGCGCACAGCAGCAUCAGCAGUGGCAUCCAUGGCUGCGGCUAACAAGGCAGGCGCCAGAGCGAAGGUUGGGGGCGUCCGUUUUGCUUCGGGCCCCAGUGUUGAGACCUCACAGGGCCAUGUCCACUUCGACGAGAAGCUGCAUGACUCAGUAGUCAUGGUCACUCAGGAAAAAGAUGGCAACUUCCUGGUCAAGGUUGGCUUCCUGAAAAUCAUGCACAAGUAUGAAAUCACGUUCACCCUGCCUGCCGGGCCAUGGCUGGGCCAGAAUGUCUGCGCUGUGCCUGUCCCCAACCUCAACCUCAAGGUACUCAGCAUCACUCCAGGUUCUGAAGGCUACAGUGUGAAAUGUGAGUACAUCGCCCACAAGGAGGGUGUCCUGAAGGAGGAGAUGGUAUUGUCCAGUGAGACCCAUGACAGUUCCUGCGUCAAAGUGGUCGUCCAGGCCCGAGUCAUGGACCGUCACCACGGCACUCCGAUGCUCCUGGAGGGUGUGCGCUGUGUUGGGGCCGAGCUGGAGUACGAUUCGGAGCAGAGCGACUGGCACGGCUUUGAUUAGCCCCUGAACCCUGCCUGCUGCAGUCCCCCUGACCUACCCCACUAAGCUGCUUGGGUGUCCUGUGUCCCCACACGAGGGGGCGGGGGACUGGGGUGGAAGUCACGCAGACUUUCCCUGGGAGAACAUCGAGGGCCAGGCCAGGCUGGAGGGGCACUGUCAUCUUCAUCUUUACAGCCUUAAAACACAUGGUGUCCCCUUCUCUCCUCCCCUAUAGGUGUCCAUGUAGCCCCAUCCCCGCACUGGCUUACAGCUGCCCACGGCACCCCCAGAUUUGGCCAUGGAGGCAGGGAGAGGCUGGCAUGGUGUCCUCCCCACUCUUUCCACCCAGCACUGAUGCCCGGUGUCCACCCUGUCCCCUCUCCCUCCCCACCCCUCAAACCAACACCAAUGCCUCGUCCCCUCUUUCUGGCUUGGGAGGCUGAACCGGCCACCUGAUUCUCCCAGGCCUUAAGAUGGCCUUAGCUUUGUUCGCCUCUUGGUGCCUCGGUAUAAUCUGCCUGUCUGUUCAGAGACUACUCUCUGCAGCUCUAGGUGGAGGUAGCGGGGGAAGAAUCCCGCCCCCCCCCCCCCCCGCGCCCUCACCCCCUUAGGCUCCCUGCUUCCAUUAUGCCAGUCUGUCCCCUUGUCCAAAGCUAUAGUGUGGCUUGGGAUGGGGCCUCGGGGGCCCAGGCUUUGGUCCAACUGACUGCAUUGCUACAGCUGCCCCUGCUGCCUCUUCCAAUUUUGGCCUCUGGCUGUGUCCCCUGCCCUGGCCAUCCAGCCUUCCUCCCCUCCCCCCUGCCCUCCCCCCACAAGAUGAUGGCAAACUGCCUGGGGGGAUAGUGGGGUGUGGGGGUUGGCGGCUAGGGUAGCUACUUGCGUGCCUCUGUCUCUUUUUGGAUGUGGGUCUGUGUAUUGGCCGUCCUGUGUUUUUCUUUUUUUUUUUUUUUUUUUUAGAGUAACAUUUGGCAAAGCCAAAAGGAAAUUAAAGUUGUGUUGGUAGGGGCCACUCACAUCCAGCCCUUAGGCCCUUUGUUCCUUUUGGGGGCAGGGGCCAGGGACAGGCACAGGGGUUGGUUGGAGGGCUUCUGAGCUCUAGCUUUAAACACCCAGCCUCCCCACCCUGAAUUCUAGGGUUCUAGGUGCCCUGUUGUUCUAGAGCAGGGGACCCUAGAUGAGGGUUGGCCAGGCCCCGCCGUGGUGGACUUUGGUAUUCUAGACUGGCACGACCCAGCACAAAACCCAUGGGCUCAGCAUCCCAUUGACCGGUCCCCAGCCCAGACCUUCACCCGAUGCCCAGGAGGACCGCUCCGCCCACCUGUUCCCAUCACUCGUGAGGCACCAGGACGCCUGGGGCCUUGGCCCCGCCCUUGUAGCAUACAAGAUUUUAUUGAUAACUUGCAGAAGUUUGGCAGCUCAUGCCUCCCCUGGAGGGCGUCACACUGACCAGUCUGAGGACAGUUUCCACCCCCUUGUGUCACCCCAGGCCGCUUUUGCUGACCCCCGCUUGGGACUGGGAGCCAGAGCUUGGUCCUUCUCACUCACAGCAGCACAACUCUCCACUCCAGUUGCACACUCCUGUCAUAAGUCGGGUCCAUCUGCCUUCCAGAUCUGGAGUCCCAGAGUCCUGUGCACCUGGAGUGGAUGAGAGUCAAAAUUCUCCAGGGGUCACCUCAUCCAGGCCCCUUCCUCCAGCCAGGGCUACCCCUAAUCUGUCCUCCAAAGGUUAGCCUCCUUCUCCAAAUCACCUGCAUGAUUCCUCCUCUGGCUCUGCCCUCAAUUCCUCUCACUGCAGAUGGAGGGCCCCCCUCUGCAUCAUGUGUGGCUUCUGGGUCCACUCAUAGUUUACUUUCCCUCUCCUUUCUUCCGAGACUCAAAUUGACCUCUUGGCCUGCUCCCUAUCUCUGCCAGGUGGGGCUUAGUUGAGCUCCUCCAACCCUCUCACUCCCACCCUCUGAGCUGGGGCCCCCGUGCUAUAUUCUGGCACUCCCACUGUGUCCUCGCUCCUGCUCUCUGCCUCCUCCCCACCCCUGCAAUUUAUAGUAUAAAAAUAAAAAUUUGAGUUCAAUUCCUCCCUUCUUCGCCCUCCUCCCCAAAAUAUAGAGAUACGGGAGGUAGAGGAGCAGGGCUGACCUGGGGGAGGGAAUUAGAUUGGCCCUUGAGGGCUCUUCUCUCUCAUUCCUUCCCUCUUACUCUAUCCCAGGGUAGCCAUACCUACAGCUUCUAUCCCAUUCCCCUUAGCCGUGGUGCUUUUGGCCUUGGCCUUGGCCCUAGGGUUGCCCACCGAACAACUGGUUCUCAGCCAGAAGUUUGGGGAUGCUGGGGCUGCUUAGUGGAAGGAGGUGGGGGACCCCCAGCUUUAAGCCUUCCUGAGGGGCAGGUGGGCAUGGCCAGGGCUGGCCGGGAGUAUGGCCCUGUUCAAGUCAACAGCCCCGAGUUCAGGCUGGGAACCUGCUGAGCUCCUCUAGCUCCCAUUUUAGGGGAUUCUACGAGUGGGCUGAACCAGAGGGCUCCUUCCUUGCCCCUGUGGGGAAGCCGGGUCCCAGGCCCCAAGGCUGCCCUGCUCCGGGGACUGGUGGUCUGUCAAUCUCCCCCACAUCUCUCUGUCCUGAGAGCUCUGGGCCAGGCAGGAGUGGGAGGAGGCUGUGGGUCUAAUAGGGGUCUCUGGGGAUCCAGGGCCAGCGGCGCCAUGAGGGAGAGGGCUCGGGGUUCUAGUUGGAGAGAAAAUCUAUGGCAGCCCGGACGGUGCGAGAGGUGCUGACGUCCACGGCUGUGACCUUGAUCUCGGUGUCGCCGAACUGCAUGGAGGCCCGGAUCUCACGGCGGCUGGGAGUCCCAGGGGUCCCUUCAUGUUGCUCUGGGGCUAGCUCCAGGCUGAUGGCACCACACUUGCGGACGCCAGGUCCGUGAUGUAGCUGACGUCUUCAGCCGCACAGCAGUAGACAUUGAUGACGAUCUUCCCUCUGGCCAGGCCGGGCCGGACAGUAGCUACGCCGGACCAGCCUCACCUAGGGCACGGACUGGUCCAUGGACACAAACUUCUCGAAGACGUCAGUGCACCAGCUCUUGCCCUCUUUGACCCAGCAGCUUGUCGCGUGGGGUGGCGGCCCGGCACGAACUUGUUGAGGACACCAACGCCGUAGGUGAGCGGGGAACGGCGCACGCGGACCACGCCAGGGUCUAGCCCAAACAGCACAGCCCCCUUGAGGAUGGUCAGCCCCACAUCCUGCGGGAUGAUGACCCGGCAGCCCCGGCCCCCGAAGGCGGCCUGCACCGCCCUCUGCAGCAUAGCUGACUCGGCAAAACCUCCGACCAGGAACAGGAACCGGACACCUUGUACCUCGGGGCGAUGCAUCAGCUUGUCUGCAGGAGGUUGGGGGGAAAGGGACAUGGUCAGCGCCUGAUGGCAAGGGUCCCAUGCCAUGAUGGUCCAGCCUCCCCCUUCAGGUGGCCGAACCAGGAUGGGUCCUUCUGCGGCUAGUGGGCCUGGAGAGAUACCAGGCAUCGGGGAAGCUCCUGUGUCGCGUGGCCCACUUGUUCCACAUCCCCAAUUUGGAAGUGAAGACUGUUCAGGACACAUUCCACUUGAGAGUGUAUUCCCAGGGCUUUGAGAGUCAUAAAAGCACCUGGCCUGACA